Molecule: messenger RNA, 815 nt
Organism: Amoebophrya sp. A25
Lineage: Eukaryota; Dinophyceae; Syndiniales; Amoebophryaceae
Source: the annotation of a GenBank genome assembly
GCAGCAACGACGAUCACGAACGUCGUUGGAAGUCCGUAUCUCGACUUCACUAGGGGAUUAGCACUCCUCUCCGUAGAAUUGGCGUUUUUGAACUACCCUUUGAGUGCAGAGAAAAUCCAGCAUGGUUUGGGUGGAAAAAGUCUGCUGUGCCAAGCAAUGAUCGCAACGGCAGCUGCAGAUCGAGUCAUGAUCAACGCAAGUCCAGCUGAUUCUUUUAUGGCAUCUAUCUCGGAAAAGAUGUGAUUACCGAUUAUUUUCGGUUGUUUUUUAGAUACGAGUAGUUUCCUUCAUCUUUUUUCCUGUAAUCACUCCCACUUUGGUAUCAUCUCCCUUUCAUUUCCCCACCUGGCGGUACUGGUGGUCGCAGUGGCGGCACCCUCGACGAGGCGAGUUUGCCAGGUAUCGAUGAGCAGCUUACCGCUUUCUUCAAUAAAGUCACAGCUGCAGAGACAAGCGGCGACUUCGUUCCCGAGUACUUAGAACUCGCAAGAGGACCCUGCGAGGAGCUCAACAAAUUAGGACAUAGUCUUGGUCUGCCGAUGUUCGUCUUGUGCGUCAGCCGUACGAAGUUACCAGCCAUGCAGCCAGCGAACAGCUCUUUAGACGCACUUAGUGCCAUGGUACAAGCGCUGUCUGCGGACGAAAAAGCGUACAUCGAAACCAUCCAGAACCGGUUGGAGGCCGUGCCUCAGAUUCAGGCGGUGCGCAGGGCUUUGUACGAGCAGAGUAAGGAAUUGGCCAGUUAUGGCUUCUUCUUGCGGGCUUUGCCUCAUCAUGCCUUGAAGUGGGAAGACGACGACGCAGAAAAGACAGAG